AUGUUCGGCCAUGUCGAUUUCGUUGUGAAAGCGGCACCAGGCACGGGAAUCGUAAGCGCUGCCAUCUUGCAAUCUGAUUGCCUCGACGAAAUCGACUGGGAAUGGUUGGGAGGCGACAACACUCAGGCCCAGAGCAAUUAUUUUGGAAAAGGUAUCACCACAACUGGCUAUAAUCGAGGAGCCUUCCAUGGCGCAGCCAGCAAUCACGAUCAAUUCCACACAUACAGCAUCGAUUGGACUGCCGAUCAGAUUGUUUGGAGCAUUGACGGCAGUACCGUACGAGCCAUGACAAAGGAUCAAGCACAAGCUGGACAAUACCCUCAAACGCCCAUGUAUGUCAAAAUGGGGGCAUGGGCAGGAGGUGAUCCUUCCAACCCUCAAGGCACAAUUGAAUGGGCCGGCGGAAUUACAGAUUUUACCGCUGGUCCAUUCACCAUGUACGUGAAAUCCGUCCAUGUGACGGAUUAUUCCACCGGAACGCAAUAUACAUAUUCUGGGAGCAGCGGUACAUGGGAGUCGAUUCGAUCUGAUGGUGGUCAGAUCAAUCCUGCGGGCAACGGUACUCCGGUUCAAGCAGGUUCGGCGCCAGCGGUGACCUCGCAAGUUCCGGAUAGCGCACCCCUAGGGUUGGCCAUGGACCGGAACAGCGACGGCAACGGUAGUGACUGCGGUAAGCGCCUCGACUUCUGGGCUGAGAGGUCAGUGAAUACUCUGGUCCAGCUCUGA
Molecule: messenger RNA, 726 nt
Organism: Exophiala aquamarina CBS 119918
Lineage: Eukaryota; Fungi; Ascomycota; Eurotiomycetes; Chaetothyriales; Herpotrichiellaceae
Product: murein transglycosylase
Exons: 2
Coding region: 1-726 (241 amino acids)
Biological process (GO): fungal-type cell wall organization; carbohydrate metabolic process
Cellular component (GO): fungal-type cell wall
Molecular function (GO): hydrolase activity, hydrolyzing O-glycosyl compounds; glycosyltransferase activity
Source: RefSeq, a predicted model, not a curated record